AUGACAGCUUCUUCAGAUAGUUCAUCCUCUGAUACGUGGAUAUAUGAUCAUCUACAUAAAGUAUACUUUCAUCCAUUGACUAAUACAUAUGCUGUCCCGGAUCCAGUCACAGGUCAAUGGUCAUAUAUCCCUUCUGGUGAAUUCAAUUCCACCUUCACGUCCACGUCCGCGUUGACGUCAACAACAACGAAUACACUACAAGUAGAUUCUGGAUCAGAAAAUGGAAUCAGGAAAAAGACGAAUCUCAAUGGAGAAGACGAAAAGGAAGAAGGUGAAAUUGAGGACGAUAUGGGUUGGGGAGGGUUGAUGGAUCCUUCGAAAUUAGCUCAAAUACAAAUUGACAAAGAGAAAGCUGGAUCCAGCAAACAGACCAGUAAAAUAAUACGUCCUACCCAGAAUCAAGAUCUGCGUCUAAAAGAGAAACAUCCUGCUUAUACAGUAUCUGAACCUGCACCAUAUGAUGAUCCGACCCUCUAUUCCUAUCCAACAGAUAAUGGCAUCGAUGCAGAGGAUGAGCUUGGUGCAAAUAUAAAUGGGAAAUCAAAAGAAUCACCAAAUCAUAUCUUACGAUUAGUAGUCAUGACAUCGAAUUGUUUGGAAAGUGGACAAGUCGGUCUUGUAGACACGAGAGAAAACGGUAUUCAAUUGGGUAGAGACAGGUGUGAGAAAGGUGGUCAAGCUAGGAUCAGAUUAAAGGAAAUGGAAGUUAGUAAAACCCAUUGUGUUAUUUAUUGGGGUAAAGGCAAUGAUCAUCCUCCAUCAAAUGGCGAAAAAGGUGAAAUCGAAAACGAAGAAAAUUGGUGGAUAGUUGAUUUAGGCUCAACACAUGGUACAUUCAUAUUACCCCCGAACGCCAUCCCAGAUGUACCAUCUACCAUCAAAUCGAAAACAAAAAGGAACCGACUGUCAGAACCUAAACAUUCAUCUAAACCAUUCAAGUUGACUCAUUUAUCUCGACUUCUGAUUGGCACAACAACCUUCGAAAUCCACAUUCAUCCUUCAUGGCCAUGCGAUCUAUGCUCUAUCAAUAACGCCAAUGAAAUCCCAUUAGAUGAUGGUCAACCCAAGCUUAAACCAGCAUCCGAGGAAGUACCUUCUGAAGGUAAAGGCGAACACGGCUAUACGAUCGCGAUGGAUUCAUCACAGAAGAAACAGAACAGGGAACUGAAACGAAAGUUGGAAAUGGCAUUAUUGAAAGAAAACCUAAUGAAAAAGAACGGCGGGGGUGACUCAAUAGCAUCACUAACAAUCAAAGAACAAAUGGACGGAUCACAGUCACCCAAAAGAGAAUAUUUAGAUAGAUCAGCUAUGAGAAGAAGAUUACAUCCACCUUCUCCUCCUUCCAGAUCAAGCACAACUUCAAAAGCCGUUACACCGGAAUAUACCUCAACGACCAUUUCUCAUGAUGCGACAGGUGUCAAUGCACUUUCAAUUCAUAAUAACGGUCCAUCAAAAUUCGCGUCUUCCCUGUUGGCAAAUCAAGGUUGGACACCUGGUUCAGGUUUGGGUAAAUCGAAUCAAGGAAGAUCGGAACCUAUCUUAGCUGAAAUGAGAAAUUCCAAGAAAGGUUUAGGCGCAAAAGGUAGUAAAGCCAUUGUUGAUAAUGGUGAUGGUGAUUGGAAGAUACGUGGGAAACAAAGAAGAUGGGACGAAAUCUCCAAGGAAGGUUUCGAUUAA
Kwoniella shivajii is the source of this 1677-nucleotide messenger RNA. RefSeq lists its product as uncharacterized. Gene Ontology annotation, molecular function: nucleic acid binding; protein binding. The record is from RefSeq and is a predicted model, not a curated record. Bases 1 to 1677 code for a protein of 558 amino acids. NCBI's taxonomy places the organism in Eukaryota, Fungi, Basidiomycota, Tremellomycetes, Tremellales, Cryptococcaceae. The transcript has 2 exons.